Acaulospora morrowiae is the source of this 1839-nucleotide messenger RNA. The record is from the annotation of a GenBank genome assembly. Lineage: Eukaryota; Fungi; Glomeromycota; Glomeromycetes; Diversisporales; Acaulosporaceae.
AUGGCACCGCCUCACAUUCCGGCAGACUGCGUCGAAGGGAUACUAGAGUUUCUCGAGGAUGACGUUGCAAGCUUACAUUCUUGCCUCUUAGCCACCAGAACAUGGUGUAAAAUUGCCAUCCCAAUUUUAUGGAGGCAACCUUUUCGCCGCACACGCCACAAACCUUCCGCGGCGUUGGUAGAAACGUAUUGGUCUUUCAUUGGCAUAGAUGAUGUCACGCAAAAAGAUAGAGAAGCGUUAUUAGAAUACAAAAUUGAAUUUUCGGAACCCAAUCGGAAGAAAAUUUUCAAUUACCCUUCAUUCAUAAAACGCCUUAACUAUCGAGAUUUGUAUGAUUUUGCCAUGGUGUGGUACGGCGAUCCAGAAACUUUGCAAACGGUGAAGCCAUUCCGACAGGAUCCGAUGAGAACCAUUGCCAGAUGCCUAUUUAAUCUUUUCCUUUCCAGGGGAGCAAAAUUUGAUUACCUAUUUUGGGACAAUGGAAAAGAAUUGAUCAAGGAGGACCUGGAUAAUUAUGAAGAGGAAGAAGAAGAGAAUGUUGAUUUGUAUUCGCCUCAAGUUGUCGAUGAUGUUUUCUUGGAGUUGCCGCCCCUUCCUCGGUCACACGAUAAUUUCUCAAACAUCCGGAUACUAGGAUGCUUUGCAAAAUGCGAAAAUCGUGAACAGUCGUUUAUCAAUGCUGCGGCUUCAUGCCAAGGAAUAGAAACAUUGAUCGUUGGAGUAUGCAUGAAUGACGAGUGGAAUACCUUAAGGGCGCAACGAGAGAUGGAAUCUUUGAAUAAUUUAAUUAAUGUGCAAAGGCAUUUAAAAGAGUUCAUAUUUGUAGAAUAUCCCGGAACAUUUUGGUGGAGUCCCUCGUCGAGAUUACAGGACGUUAAGCUGUCGCUGAACAGUCAAGUAAAUACGAUGACGACCGUUGAAUUCCAUCACGUUGAUUUUGAAUUUUGGCAUCCCUUAGAAUCUGUAGCAAAUUUAACAAAUUUGGAGACUUUGACAUUUAACAAUUGUCGGCACCAAGAACUGGUAAUGGAACCAUUCAGAUAUAGCUCGUUUCACAGACUUAAAAGAUUGGUCAUGAAUGGAUACAGAGGUGACAGUGGCACUUUGGUUGACCUAUUGUACAUUUUAGUUAGUCACGCAAACAGAACAUUAAGACAUCUUUCCAUAGUAAUGACAUCGGAAACAACGGCAGCGGUAAUUUCAGCCAUACAGAAAUAUCAUCAUUCCGAACUAAUCGAAUUAACGAUUAAAUUCGAUCACUCACAUUUUAUCUCUCUUCUUUCAUGUCCGUUCUAUCCCCUUCCAAGAUUAAAAAAAUUGGUGUUAAGCAGUUGGGGAUUUACGGAAGUUAUAGCGGAUGACCUAUUGCCUCAACUGGGAAAGAGUUUACCACCAAGUUUAGUUCAUUUAGAAAUCUUGGCACCGUGGAAGUUCAGUGUCGAGGCAUUGAAAAGAUUCCUGGAAAAUAGUCACGCUCCUUUAAAAGUUCUAGAUAUCAGGUAUUGUAGGGAGAUACGGGAGCAGCAUAUUGUUCUUAUUUGGAAUCGACUCUAUGUUACCCUGGAGAGUCUAAUAAUUUCGGAAAGCAAGAAUUAUUCUAGAUGUUUCGACUCCAGUGGUGAAAGCAAAACUAAAGGCGAAUCUUCUGGGAAUGCACAAAGUAGUGGUGAUGAUGCUUGUUUGUAUAACGAUCCAGAAUAUCUACACAAAAAUGAUGAUAGAACCGCAGAAUUUGGAUUAAAAUCAUUACGCGGGGUUGUCAAGAAGACUAGAAUCAGUUCUUCGGUCAACGAAACUACCAACUGCCCAAUCGAAGCUUUGCGAUAUAGAUGGGAAUAA